Molecule: messenger RNA, 753 nt
Organism: Schistosoma turkestanicum
Lineage: Eukaryota; Metazoa; Platyhelminthes; Trematoda; Strigeidida; Schistosomatidae
Source: the annotation of a GenBank genome assembly
AUGCAUUUUGAUAGGACUUUUGUUCGUAGUUCCGUGCUCGAAACGCUAAAGUGUCCUGAAACCAGUACAGAUGCUUCCCCCAAUCUUAAUGACCUCAAUCUUUCUGGCCAAGAGGUACGGAAUUUUUAUGAAUCACUUACACAAUGUGUAACUGAAAAACAAAAAAAUUCGUCACUUGAUCCACAUUUUUAUCACUGUUCCGUAUGUGGUGGCUCUUUUAAUGAUUUUAAACAGCAUGUUUCAUCGAUUGGUCAUCAAGUAGCUGAAAUAUCAAAAAAAGGUUCAAAACCAUCACCAUUGCUAAUUCCCCCCUCAAACAAAGGUUAUCAACUCCUAACUAGGAUAGGUUGGCGUGAUGCUGCCCUCGAUCCAGAAUAUGAAGAACUGAAGACUUCGGAAAUUCUGCUUACUGGUUCAACUAACGAGUCUAAAGCACAUUCCUGCAACAAAGACGGUGGUUUAGGUGCUUCUAGACAAGGUCGACGCUUCCCUGUGGCAACUGUUUUAAAACGUGAUCGUCUUGGUUUUGGAUGGCCAAAUAGAACAAAUACUUCAAGAAUUACACAUUUCAACCCAGGUGAUUUCAGAGCAGUUGAACACCCUAAAGACGUAAAACGAUUUUGUCACUCAUCCAUUAAAAUGGAUUCAAAAUAUUUGAUAAGAAAAAUGAAUUCAGAGAAGAAAAAGGAACGUAUUAUAAGACAAGGAUUUAAUUUGACUGAUGAACAGUUAGCUUUGCUUUAUGAAAAAUAA